Messenger RNA from Gopherus evgoodei (Goodes thornscrub tortoise), 7401 nucleotides. RefSeq names its product palmdelphin (gene PALMD). Gene Ontology annotation, cellular component: membrane; cytoplasm. Gene Ontology annotation, biological process: regulation of cell shape. Lineage: Eukaryota; Metazoa; Chordata; Testudines; Testudinidae. The record is from RefSeq and is a predicted model, not a curated record. The coding region runs from base 152 to 1843 and encodes 563 amino acids. The transcript is spliced from 9 exons.
AGCUUCUGAAGGAAAAGGGCUUGUGCUCCGCUGUUCAAACUUGUCAGUCAGCUCAUGCCAGCACUCUUCACGGCUGCCUCCCCACCGCACCCUCAUUACAUGUGUCUGCUUCAGCUGAUCUGCUCAUCUGUUCAGAGACUCACCGGAUAAAAUGGAAGAAGCUGAACUGCUGAAGGAAAGAUUCCAGGCCAUAACAGACAAGAGAAAGCUUCAAGAAGAAAUCACACAGAAGCGUCUUAAAGUAGAGGAAGAAAAAUUAAAAUACCAGCAUUUGAAGAAAAAGGCCCUUCGAGAGAAAUGGCUCUUGGAUGGCCUGAGUGCUCUCACUCCAAAAGAGCAAGAAAAAAUGCAAAAGCAUAAUAGAGAAGACCAGGAACGGACUAACGACCUGGAACAAAGCAUCCUCAGACUUGAGAAAGAAAUUGAAGCUCUGGAAAGAGAAGAGAUGAAAAUCUCAGUUAAUGAACAGGCAAUUUUAAAGAAGCUUAAAUCAGUUGAGAGAACAGCAGAAGAUAUCUUAAAGUCUGUGAAGGCAACUAAAGCAGAAAUUCAAGAAGAGACAGUGGACUACAUAUAUACCAAUAUACCUGACCUUCCAAAAUCCUUCAGACCUUCUGCACUGAAAAGGGCAGGACUUGCAGGAACUGAGAAUGAGGAGGAAAACAGAAGAGCAUUGUUUGCCAUGGAAAUUAAAGUUGAGAAAGACAUGAAGACUGGGGAAAGCACAGUUUUGUCUACCAUACCUCUUCCAUCUGAUGAGUUUAAAAGUACAGGAGUAAAAGUCUAUGACGAUGGUAGGAAAUCAGUCUAUGCAACAUGGUCCAAUGGCAGUUUAACACACAAUGGCAUAGAUGAGCUUGCACCUGUUGAGGUGGAAGAUCUUUUAAGAAAAGCAACUGAAAAAAAUGCUAAAUCUCCUACAGAGUAUCAUGAGCCUGUGUAUGCAAACCAGUUUUAUAGGCCAACAACUCCCCAGAAAGACAAAUUAGUUCCUGGACCAAAUUUGGAAAACACUGUUAAAAAAGAGACUAAUGAACUUGGCAAUCGUCAAAAUGAAUCUUUCUAUAACAAAGGCAACAGGCAACACAAUGAAGAAAACGGUUUUGAUCUUCCCAAAUUAGCACUUCCAAAGUCUCCCUCUCCAGGGUCUCAGCAAAAAGAGGGAAAGGUACACAUUAGUCCAAAACCCAGGAUAGUACAUAAUGAUGAAAGAGGAGUUCUACAAAAGGAUUUGGAAGCCUAUCAGAAGACAAGAGAGAGUCAUUGUGAGGUAAUGUUUAUGAACUCAGAGAAUACCAGUGAAAAGUCUCCUGUCACUCAGAAUGCUGAUGAAGAUGUUAGGUACAGCAUUGUUCAAGCUGUGCCAUGUUAUGUGGAUGAUACAGAACCUGUUACAAUGAUUUUCAUGGGUUAUCAGCAUGUAGAUGAUGAUGAUGAUGAUGAAGCAGCAGCAGCAGCAAACAAAAACUUGUCCAGAUAUGAUGGAAUUAUCCAUGCGGAACUGGUUGUCAUUGAUGAUGAUGAUGAUGAUGAAGAAGAAGAAGGAGACAGCAAAUCUGAGAGACCGUCAUAUCAUCCUGUAGGCCAUUACAGUCAAGUUUACCAGCCACCCAACAAACAAAUAGCAGAAGUUCCACAGAGGAUCCCAGAGGGCAACCUAGGUGGAAACAUCAAUAAAUCAUCCCACAAAAAUUCUAUAUCACUGCAAGAACAAGAGGAAAGUUUGAGCUCUGCUAUGUACCAUACUCAUCUCAGUGGCCAACUACCCGGAGAUGGUACAGAGGAUCCCUCAUUAACAGCUCUGAGGAUGAGAAUGGCAAAGCUGGGGAAAAAGGUCAUUUAACAGUUGGAAUGACAUGGAGCUAAAAUUUUUAGGCUUUGUUAAUCAAAAGAGAAUAAAGUCAAGACUUCCUUUUCGGCUGUUUUUUCUGGACCUUAAUGUUUUGCUUAUUCUAAAAUGUAAAUGUGAAUUACAUAUUACACAUAUGCAGCCCUGUCCCUCUGCAGAGAUCCAGUGACUUCACUAGGAUUCUCCCCAGACAUAGGGGGGCAUCUGCAUAGAUAAACAGCGCAACCCAAACCCUGGAGUCCUUACACCUAAAUAAAACUACUACUGAUGUCAAUAGGAAAUUUGCCCACAUAAGAAACUGUCAACUUUGGCCCUAAAACGAGCGUGCGCGCAUGUACACACACACUAAAGAAUAACAGUUGCCAUGGAGUACAGCACGGAUAAGCAAUUAAACACCCCCUGAGGAAAUUCCAGUAUUCAAUUUUCAAGGACAUGUGCACACACUUGAAAGUGAACCAACCUAAUUGAAGAUGCUAUUGCAAUGUAUUUCUAGUGAAAGUUUAUUAAGUUAAUGUUAAAAAAGCAGCUAUUUAAAGUAGAAAUAUGAUGGAAUGUAAAUAUGCAGAGAGAUUCCCAUAGCAUAAAUGGAUGUAGCACCACUGGACACCGAUGGAUUGGUAGCAACUGACAACAGCUGAGGACUUGGCUCAAAAAAUGUUUUCAUCAAUAAUUACAAUUCAGACUGUAGCUUCCUAUCAGGAGGCUCUCUCAAGCCAGCUGCAACCCAGCAGGGAUGUAAAAGCAAAUCCAAAUUCUCUCUCAUGAGGUGGUAACUGUGUCAUUGUGCCGGCUGUGGGUGGGUAUUCCAUAGCUGUACUCCUACACAGCCAGUGAGCAGGCAAUAGCUAGUGCAGAAUCUGGUGCUAGACUUAGGUGCAACUCACACAAAAGCACCCUGUUGUGCUUGGCAAGCACGAGUCUGGUUAUUUAGCUCCCCUGCUGCCCCCCCAUCCAGUGAGCUGUCAUCAUACCUGACACAGACACCUUCUGAGAUACACACACCCGCAUUUAACAUGUAGGGCUGCAAAAUCUCAAAUGUUAGAACUUGGCCAAAUGCAGGAAAAUGGACAAAUAAAACUGUAUAAGGUUUAAACUGUUGGGUGGCAGUUCUUUUCCACUUGGAAGGAGAGAAAACAAUGCACCUUUAGUAAUCUUCCGUUCUCGUAUUACUUUGCUUUUCCCUUUUGUCUGUUUUCUCCCUCUAAUCUGACCACCCUGUUCUUCUAGUACCACAUUUGCUCUCUCUCAGGCAUUUCCAUCCUAAGAAGAUGGAGUCCCUUCCUUUCUCUGUAUAUUAAGUACUGUAGUUAAGUAUUUUCCCCACAAUGUAAGGAAAGUGCUCCAGUAUUAAUGCCCAAUUUAAAUAUAUUUCUGACUUGAUCCAAAAGUCGGUCAACAUAAACAUUGUACCAUGCAUUUCUGAUGAAUUCAAGCAAUGCCCUAAUCUCAGGCUGCCUGUGCUGCCACAGCUGGGGGACAUAUGCUUCCCCUACACCCUCAAUACCUGUGGCCAGACUAUCAUUAGCAAAACAAUCACCAGCAUUAAUUUUUCAGCGGUAGCACAGUUUUUACAGUGACUUCUCAGUGCAUCACUAAACUGAAGGGCACUGGGGGGAGGGAAGCAUUAAAAGACUCGGAUUUUCCUUGCUACACCACCACUAAAUAAAGACUUUUGGAACGUAACCCUAGUGAAGUUGUACAAGUGAAAACAAACUCUGUAAACCAGUCGCAUGACCCCUUUGUAAAGGCCAGUUUCACUAUGAAUAUCUGUGAAAUACAUUCAAUUUAUUCACCCAAUUAUCUAAUAUUUUGAUAUUAUAAGCAGCUUCUUCAGGCCAAUUUCUUUUUAUUGACUGUCUUUUGUACAUAAUCUCCCACACCUUGGCCCCCCACAUUUACAGUUCUAAAAAUUGGAGAGGGAGAAACAAAACCCCAACCACCUGACUUCAUGUUAUUUGAACAAGAGCGCCACAUAGUGUCACAAAAGCUGAAGUGAGCAGGAAAGAGGACAAAACAAACUUUGUCUACUUAUGUAUCCCUGAUAGCUUCAAAUCCAAAGAGGAAGAGGAAAUAUGGAGUAAUUUUAAAUACAUUUUCUCCAGCUGGUACUUUUUUGCAAGAAAAAAAAGGUAGCAACAAUGCAGGAAGUCACAGUGACUGGGAGGAAGAAAUCUUUUCCUUAAAGUGCACUGUACAAGCUACCACUGCAUAUAAUUUUAAAUUAAAGUUCUGUUAAACAGUUUUCAUUGUCAAGAGAAUUGACAGUCUCCAGCACCUUUAUAGCAUCACUUGUGGGUAAUUUCACCACUUCAUUUUUCCUCUAAAGUAGAUCAGGGUGAAAUACUGCUUCAGCAAAAGGAGUUUUGCAUUAAGGAGCAAACUCUGGUCCUAUUGACUUCAUUGGGAACAAGAUUUGGCCCACGAGUGAGUUUACACUGCACCUCGGAAUCCUUGGUUUCCUCUUUGGGAAUACUGGAGGGUGACAGAACUUCAGCAUAACAGAUUACAGAAGAAAUGACUUCUAACCAAAGCCCUGAUCCUUAAACCUUAACUCAUGGGAACAGUUCUGUUAACAUCAAUCACACAAUGUAAGUGGAACCAGAAUAUGGCUUUAAAGGAGAAAUGCAUUACCAGAAUGAAACUAUUCUAGUGAUUAAUUACAUCUUGUGUCAUAAUGAGUUGGAAGGAAGGGGUUCUGCUCACUUCAUUACAGUAGUCCCACUGAAAUCAAUUGGAUUUCGCACAGGAGUAAGGAAGCAGGAUUUGAUGCUGGUAGUAAAGUAAUAUAGUAUAUUAAACAUGAAAUGAUGGCAUUGAGGAAGUAAAAAAAUCAGUAUGCCUAAUUCUAUGCUCCCUUACACAGGCAAAAUUCCCCUGGACUUCAGCUGGGAGUUUUGAUUGUGUCAUGAUCAAAAUCAGUCCCAUAGAAUUAGUUAUUUUGAUCGAAUGUAUUUUAAUAGCAAGAUAUAGCCUUAAAGAUACAGCCCAACAAUAAUUCACCUGCCUUUAUUUAAAGCUAUAUUACCAAAUGACUGGAAAGGAAUACUAGUAGCUCUCAAUGGCUCUGGAAAUAAACCUGCUGCCAUGGGAUGGUCCAUCAGUCUUUAAACAGAGUUAUAAAAAAGAGGAAAGGGGGGCAAGCUCCAGAAAACAUACCUGAGUAGUGUUUUGUACUCCUAUUUGUGCUGAGCCUGGUCCAACACCCAUUGUCAUUAAUUCAAAAACUACUAUCUUCACUGGGUGUUGGUCAGGCCCAUUGUGCAGAGACUUUAAACAAGGAGCACCAAGCGAUAACUGUUAGCAGAAGGAUCCAGUUACUUUUUCUCUCUUCUGAGACUAGCAAGUUAGUCUCACUAUCAUCAUCAUCUGGGAAGGUGACAUGAGCAGCAAUCCCUGGAAGCCCUUUUGGGAAAAGCCAGUAGUGCAAGAGAUUAAUAAAAAAAGAAACAGAUCUUUAAGGUUUAAAAGUUGAAUAGGUUUUCUUUUGUAGAAAAGAAAUCUUACACAAUAUUUUGAAGUGUCUUUAUCCCACUAAAAAGACAAGAGAAACUUUAAUUUCAAAAGUACUUAUAUUAAUGUUCUUUAAAACAAAGAAAAAAAAACAAUCAAGACUGUGUUCACAUUUCCAUGACAGAACGGACAAUGUUUGAGGUAUCGGAGUACGCGGCACAUACAGCUAUCAGUGUAAAAGUCAUGCAAAAGAACUCAACCCUGAUAAUUAAACAAGAAUAAAAACCCAGAGGCCAGUGAAAUGUCUGGUUUGUCAGUUUUUUUUUCCUCUCCUGUAAAGAAAUACAUUUGUAUGCAGAGUCCCUAGUGACUUUAGAUCUGAUCUGCUCAUAUGACAGUAGGGUACCAGUGGUCCCCAGGCUCCUGAGAUUGGGAAUCGAUCGCAAUAGAAUAUGGGGAUUUCCAAACUCAUAUCUCAGUAUAGUUCCUGCCAUUUCUUUCCUUCUGUAUCCACACCUAGAGUUUUUGGUAAGUACUUCCUCUUUUUGCUUGUUUUUGUUUGUUUGUUUUUUGGUUGCCCCACUCCCUCCUUUCUGCUGGUGGUGGUUCUUUCCCAUUCCUACACGCACAUGAAGGCUAUCAUUGCUGCCCAUGAGGUUACCGAUCAACAGUUGGGGCUGAAACACAUGUUAAGAUGGUUCAAGAUUUUUUUCUUCUUGGCUCCUCCAGAACUAAACAGCCUGAGCCCAUAGCCCUCCACUGAGCUGCUCAUUUAACCAACUACAUUAGUAGGUACCCGAUGGAAGGUGUACAGAUGGGUUAUACAGGAGACAAAAAUCGGUAGCCACCACUUAAUCCCUAUCUAUGACAAAUGCCACAGCUACAUCAUGCUUGCUAAGAGAGAGUGGAGGGUGGAUAGGUCCGGUUUCAUAUAUCUUUCUUCAUCCCAGAUCUCACCCCAUCACAGCUAGUCAGGUAUUCCCUGGUUAGCAAAAUAUUCUGUUAUAACAUACCUAGAUCUUUAUGCUUUGAAACAUCAGGAGCUAGAAUAAAGCAUGAACGGAAGCUGUUCAGGGUUCAUAGGGGGGUACUAUUGCAGUUAUACACUAGUAAAACACUGCUUAUCGAACACUUUGACUAUAAAGUUGGCAGAGCUACUGCCACCCCUAGACAAACCCACAAAACAAAAACCAAAACAAACAAUUUAAAACAAGAAGUGGGGAGAGUUGCUUUUAUCUAGCCAAUAUUGCUUACAGGAAUCCCUUACUGCUCAAAGUAGGGAGAGGCACAACCCCCCCUCCCCCCACACAGUCUCUAAUAUUCCUGUGCACAUGAAGCAAAAAGGUCAUUCUCCUGUUGGAUGGACAUGCUAAUUCAAAAAGAGCUGUGGGAAAGCAGCUUCUAUCAGGUUAACCAGGAGGUCAAGGAAACUCCACAUUUCUAACAGUACCAUGUUUAACCACAAAGGGAUGGAAGAGAUAUUUUGACUUAAGUGGCCAGAAGACACUAUGACUAUGUAGACACAUUGCAGCAUAGUUUCACUAAAAGUUUCUCAUAAAGAGUUUGCAGUGAGUCUUCUCUUUAUAUUCUAAAGAUUUUUUUUAAAUCUUGUGACUGAUGCAAGUAAUGACAAAGUUACAGGACUGAAGCUCAGCCCAGUUUGUGUGGUAUAUGGAACUGCUCUUAGAGCAGAAAAUGUAGGUUUUGCAUUUAAUUGCAGAGAAAUAUGCCAAUGUAAUGUAGUCUUUGACGCAUCAGCUACUGUUUGUGACAAUCAUUCUGAGCACAGAUUUUUGGAGUGCACAAUACAAACGUCACAUACUUUAAAUAAGAGCCAUUUAGGCAGUACAUUAUUCAUUAAGCAACAUGGUAAACUGAACUAUAUGACAAGCAGAUUUAGGACUCGUCUAUUCAGUAUUCCAAAUAAUGCACAUGUAGGUACAGAGAAUGACAACAAAAAGUUCAAAACAGUGAUUUCCACCCAAACCAACCAGUAGUUAUAAUUAUACCGUCUCAGUCUACACAAUUCAAAACAAGAAGUUAAGUUACUGGGUUAAUAAAGUUACUGCAGUCCUUAUUCGGAAAACACUCCCAUAAAAAAA